Messenger RNA from Erigeron canadensis, 1948 nucleotides. Its product is annotated as CDPK-related protein kinase-like. Bases 27 to 1721 code for a protein of 564 amino acids. Gene Ontology annotation, biological process: intracellular signal transduction; peptidyl-serine phosphorylation; protein autophosphorylation. Gene Ontology annotation, molecular function: ATP binding; calmodulin binding; calcium-dependent protein serine/threonine kinase activity. The transcript is spliced from 11 exons. Gene Ontology annotation, cellular component: cytoplasm; nucleus. The record is from RefSeq and is a predicted model, not a curated record. Lineage: Eukaryota; Viridiplantae; Streptophyta; Magnoliopsida; Asterales; Asteraceae.
ACGAUAUAUUUACAGAAACCCCCCAAAUGGGAAUUUGCAGCUCGAAACACAUAAACUUCGGUAAACAUAAUAAUGACAAGGCAAUAGAGAAAUCUAAAAAGAAGAAAAACCAAAGUAUGGAACGAAAGAAAUCACCAUUUUUCGGGUUUUAUGCUCAAAGCCCGACACACUAUUUGUUUUCUAGAAAGUCGUCUCCCGGGGCAACACCAGCACGGUUAUUUAAAAAGGCGUUUGCGCCAUUGUCUCCAGCUCAGCAUAUGAAGGCGGUUUUGGCACGUCGACAUGGGGUUAAGGGUAAUGGGGAGGAGAAGUUGAAUAAACAUUUUGGGUUUUCUAAACAUAUUGGGCAUAAGUAUGAUAUUAGGGAGGAGGUUGGCAAAGGGCAUUUUGGGCAUACUUAUAGAGCUAGGUGCAAAAAAGGGGAACUUAAAGGUCAAAUAGUUGCUGUCAAGAUUAUUUCUAAGUCUAAGAUGACAACAGCCAUUGCUAUUGAGGAUGUUCAUCGGGAGGUAAAGAUACUGAGAAAUUUAACAGGACAUGACCAUCUAAUACGAUUUUAUGAUGCAUACGAAGAUCAUGAUUUUGUCUACGUUGUAAUGGAGUUAUGUGAAGGGGGAGUUCUUUUAGAUAGAAUACUUUCAAGGGGUGGGAAAUACACAGAAGAUGAUGCAAAGGGCUUAUUGAUACAAAUGUUGACCGUCGUUUCAUUUUGUCACCUUCAAGGUGUGGUUCAUCGGGACUUAAAGCCCGAGAACUUCCUGUUUGCUUCUAAAGACAAGGAUGCAGAACUGAAAGCCAUAGAUUUUGGUUUGUCAGACUUUGUUUGCCCAGAGGAAAAGCUGGAUGACAUUGUUGGCAGUGCAUACUAUGUUGCUCCUGAGGUUCUUCAAAGGUCAUACAGUACAGAGGCUGAUGUAUGGAGCAUUGGGGUUAUAUUGUAUGUUCUUUUGUGUGGAAGUCGUCCCUUUUGGGGUCGUACAGAGUCUGGGAUCUUUAGAUCGGUUCUAAAAAAUGAACCGAAUUUUGAUGAUGCAUCUUGGUCUAAAGUCUCAUUUGAGGCCAAAGAUUUUGUCAAAUCUUUAUUGCAUAAGGAUCCUAGGAAACGAUUAACGGCGCCACAAGCAUUGUGUCAUCCAUGGAUUCGAAAUGACAAUGAAGUGAAAACGCCAUUUGAUAUUUCGAUACUAAAGUUUGUGAAACGUUACAUUUGUGCAUCAAAUCUGCGUAAAGCUGCUUUAAGGGCUCUAUCAAAGACCUUGACCUUUGAUGAGCUGUUCUACUUGAAGGAGCAGUUUUCUUUGUUAGAACCAAGCACAAACGGGUCCAUAAGUGUUGAAAAUUUCAAAACGGCGUUAAUGAAAUACAGUACAGAUGCAAUGAAGGAGUCUGGUGUCCAUGUUUUCCUAGAGUCGCUUUGCAACCUUCAAUAUCGAAGGAUGGACUUUGAGGAGUUCUGUGCAGCUGCGCUUCGUGUUCAUCAACUAGAGGGUCAUGACCGAUGGGAACAACAAGCUCGCGACGCCUAUGAAAUAUUUGAGAAAGACGGUAACAGAUCCAUUGUCGUCGAAGAACUAGCUUCUGAACUUGGCCUCGGCCCAGCAAUUCCUGUGCGUGACGUCUUGGACGACUUGGUUAGGCAAAGUGAUGGAAAACUCACGUACCUCGGAUUUGUCAAGGUGUUACAUGGUAUUUUGGGCCGGAACUUGGCCAAAGCUCAAUGAAAUGGUCGUUUCGAAUCGUCUCGUACUUACUAAGUACCGGGUUUUGGUGUAUAGAGCCGGUCAACUCCCAUUCAAUCAUAGAUCCGCCCACUUAACAUUUCAUAACACAUGUUUAUUUGAGAUAUAGUGCCAAUGUAUCAUUAAACACUUAGAUCAUUUUGUGUAUAUAUAUAUAGAUUUAUAUAUAUACAUUUGCACUUGAUUGAUAAUUAAGCUUCCAUUGUCAA